AACAAGAGGAAAGAGGAGUUAACCAGGGGAGUGAGUUACUAUCAUAGGUAGGUUUCCAAUAGUUCAAAAUGUGUAGUUUGGUUUUCGCAACAAACUUUGGAUUACUCGCGUUAAUUUGAUUUAAGCAAAUGUAGACUAUGUUGUGAGAUUUCGUUGAUCGGUUUACAAACCUACAAAUCGGAGUCGGGCAUUUAUAGACGCCCAGGAUCGGAAUUGUAUUAACACUUGUGCUACUUGCUAACGCAACCGCAGUAGUUUGAACCUCUUUCGUUAGGCCAUACAGAGGAGCUCAGUCUGCUCUCGUCUGGCUGUGUGGACCUUCUUGAAAAUACAGUAUCUGGAUUCCAGAAUUGUGUGUAUGGAGCAGUGUGCGAGCGCGGCCUCCCUGCUGGCCUCGGUGCGGGAGCAGGAGAGGCAGUUUGAGAUGCUGAGUCGGGCCCUGGAGGAGGAGCGACGGUGCAGCGGGACCGCCUCCGGUACCCUGCCCCGCCCCCUCCCCACCCUACAGAACGGGCGCGUGUCUUGUGAUGCGGACAUAGAGAGGCUCACUCUGAGCGAGGCGCACAUCAACGGGUCACAUUACAUGAUGGAGCCGGGUCACGUUGUCGAGGAGACGUUCACCGUAGAGGAUGAACCUCAAGAGGCUCCACCCAUUGUCUCCGUGGAAACCGGCGAGGACGGAACCACACGACGCACAGAGAUGACGGUGAAGAAAACGGUCAAGACCACCACAACCAGGCACGUCAUCCCCUCCGUGUCUGACACGCUCUCCCUGGACGGCAUGGGGGGCGGCGGGGGGUCGGUAACGGGCAUGGGGGGCUACACCACGCCCAUGGAGCGCGUCUACCGCCAGGCGGUGCCCAUGGACUACCCCACCUCCACAGUGCCCCGCAACUACCACUACGGACCCCCGGUCGGGUAUGAGGACUACCGGGCAGGCCCCCCCUCGGAGACAUACACCAGCCUGAACAGGGGGGGGCGCAUGGACGAUAGAUACAGGCCAGUCGAUGGCUACCACACCCUGGACCCAGGCUACCGGUCCCACAGCCGGAACCACCUGGACCACUAUGCUGCUCAGCCACAGGUGCGUAUGGGCAGUGCUCUGGAGCUGUCGGGCCUGCAGCGCUUCGUCCCGGAGCCCUACGGCCUGGAGGACGACCAGAGGAGCAUGGGAUACGACGAGCCCGACUACGGCAUGGGGCCGCCCAUCCACUACGGCACCGUGCCGCGCAAUGCCCACUUCACCCACGGCCCGCCACGCAGGACAGGGAGUUACGAGGGCAUCCUGGACGGGGGGGCAGGGGACAUGUACUACUGGGGGGGCGGAGCCCCGCUGGCGCAGGGCGAGAGGGGGAGCAUGGCCUCAUUGGACAGCACCCUGCGGAAGGGCCCGCCCCCUUCCUGGAGGCAGCCCGAGCUGCCGGAGGUCAUCGCCAUGCUCAACUACAGGCUGGACCCCGUGAGGAGCAACGCCGCCGCAUACCUGCAGCACCUCACCUACAAGAACGACAAGGUGAAGUCAGACGUUCGGCGUAUGAAGGGCAUCCCUGCCCUGGUCUCCAUGCUGGACAUCCCCAAGAAGGAGGUGCACCACGCCGCCUGCGGGGCGCUCAAGAACAUCUCGUACGGACGCGACCACGACAACAAGAUCGCCAUCAAGAACUGCGACGGCGUCCCCGCCCUGGUCCGCCUGCUGAGGAAGACCCGGGACCAGGACCUCACCGACACCAUCACAGGCACCCUGUGGAACCUGUCGUCCCACGACUCGGUGAAGAUGGAGAUCGUGGACCACGCCCUGCACGCCCUCUCCGACGAGGUGAUGGUGCCCCACUCCGGCUGGGAGCGGGGCGGGGGCGGCGGAGGGGGCGGAGAGGAGAACUGCAAGCCCCGCCACUUGGAAUGGGAGACGGCGCUCACGAACACGGCCGGCUGCCUCCGAAACGUGAGCUCUGAGCGCAGUGAGGCCAGGAGGAAGCUUAGAGAGUGCACAGGAUUGGUCGACUCGCUCAUGUACAUCGUCCAAUCACAGAUUGACCUUAAAGAUGUUGACAACAAGUUGAUAGAGAACAGCGUGUGUCUGCUGAGGAACUUGUCCUAUCAGGUGCAUCGAGAGGUGCCGGGCUGCGAGCGCUUCCAGGAGGCCCCGCCCCUCAACCAGGGCCCCGCCCCCAGCUCCACGCAGAAGGCAGGCUGUUUCAGCUCCCGCAAGGGCAAAGAUGAGUGGUUUUCCAAAGGGAAGAAAGACGAGGAUGUGGCUGCGGAUAUGAUUGAAAUUCCAAAGAGGACUACACCUGCCAAAGGCUACGAGCUCCUGUUCCAGCCGGAGGUGGUGCGUGUCUACACCUCCCUGCUGAGGGAGAGCAAGAACCCCACGGUGCUGGAGGCCUCAGCCGGCGCCAUGCAGAACCUGUGUGCCGGACGCUGGAGCUAUGGUCGGUACAUCCGAGGGCUGGUGCGCCAGGAGAAGGGGAUGCCCAUGAUCACAGAGCUGCUGGCCCACGGGAACGACCGUGUGGUCCGGGCCAUGUCUGGAGCCCUCAGGAACCUGGCCAUCGACGCCAGGAACAAGGACCUCCUAGGAAAGCACGCAGUGCCCCACCUAGUGGCCAACCUGCCCGGUGGCGGUCAGAGCCAGCCUGUCCGAGCCCUGUCUGAGGAGACGGUGGUGUCCGUACUGAGCACGCUCCACGAGGUGCUAGGCAACAGCGUGGAGGCCGCCAAGACCCUGAGAGCCGCCCAGGGCAUCGAGAGACUGGUGCUCAUCAACAAGGACGGCAACCGCUCGGACCGGGAGGUGCGAGGGGCGGGGCUGCUCCUGCAGACGGUGUGGGGCUUCAAGGAGCUGAGGCGCACGCUGGAGAAGGACGGAUGGAAGAAGACGGACUUCCUGGUCAACCUCAACCCCCCCAGCAACAGCCGCACCAACGGGGGCUACGAGAGCAGCACCCUGCCUCUGCUGGAUAGGGAAGAAAAGCGUGACAGAGAAAGAGAAAUGAUUCCACUAAACGACAUGGGACCAGAUGCCUACUCUACACUGGACCAGAGGGGGCGUAGCAACACUCUGGAUGACACACUCGAACCUGCUGACAAACACGGAGCACAGGGAGGGAUGUAUGGGGAGAGGAGGGGCUCUCGGCCUCUCAUUGACUCUUACGACGGUUAGGCCACACCCACUCAUCCACUGCAUGUUAGCGCAUGAAAAACUGAUAGUGUGCAUCACCAGAAGUGAGCCUCCUCCAACGUACUGCCGCUGCUGAACCCUAAUGGACGCCACACUCACCACUCAAAUCGGGACCAUCGCCACUCCACACGUCUUUCUCUCUCUCUCUCUUCCCCCCCAUCCUCCUACAUUCCUUUUUUUUUUUUUUUAUCUGAUGGACAGACGUUGGUUACCAAUGUAACACUAGAAAGCAGAGAUCCAUCUCCCUUCCAGUCAGACACUUGAUACCGCAGGAGACCACUCCCUGACCACUAAGCUUUACCUCCAAACACUAAGGAAGCCCGCCCACAAACACUAAGGACCCUCUCGGCUGUGCAACCCCACACGCCUCCUCCCACCACACUACCCGCAUCAGUCGCAACCUCAGAGAGACUCCUCCCACUACACAUGCGGCAACCUGCAAUUGGCCUCGGGUCUUAGAACCUGGAACUUGGAACCACACCAUGACAGUGGCGUCUCUAAGCAGAGGGAACUGUCGGAAUCGGAAAUGAGCAGUUGUACUUUUUCCACAGAGCUGCAGAGUAUGUGCACUUCUCUAGAAGUGGCCAUGAAGAUAUGCCAGUAUAGGUUUCUGCUGUUCCAGUGACAGCUGAACUAAUGAUUACCACUAAACUUUUUGAACCAAUGUUUGUUGAUCUAAUAUCUGUGUGGGCUCUGACGUCGUUCUGGGAUUUCCUGUGCGUUGCUGCAUUUGCUACAGUGAUGUAUGCGUGCCAAAUGUGACCCCACUGAAGCUGAAACUUUAUACAAAGUGUUUCUUGAUACCUUGCUUUACGCCAACUUAUGCAGAUGUCAUACUGAAGCACUAGGGUUGCUUUUUUUAUUAAUACUGCUGUUUUGUUUUUUGGGGGAAGGAGAUCGGAGAGAUUGGAUAGGGUGCGUUUUUUCCAAAAGUGGGAUGUUAUUUAGUCCCACAGAGGAAGGAUUUGUCACACAUGCAAUGACAUGCCGUUAGGGUUAGUGAGCCAAUGUGGUUUAUGGGCUCAAAGGCCACUGACUUUCAUUGUCAUUGUGCGUACAUUUGACUUUAUAAUGCCAAAUUCAUUUUUUUGUACCUGAUGGAACAUUUAAACAAAUAUUCUGUCAUGUACAGAAUCAUAUCUGCUCUUAAGGAGACGUGCCCAUCUUAACAAACCCCUAUCUCUGAUUCUUGUGAAGUUUUCAGAGAAACCAUGAUUUUGAUUGUUGUUGAUUCAGUGAGUGCAUUUUUUUCUAUCUGCAACUUUGUCAAUCUUUCUCUACAUAUAUAUAAAUAUGAAUGUGUACAUAUGAGACUGCCUCUAACAAAAAGUCAGUGUUGCUAACUGGAGUGCCUCGCUUGUUGGGUAGUCUAAUCGGUGGAUGAAUGUCAGUGACCAGGGACAAUAAAUGGAGCCAAACUAUUCUUUGUUCUUUAAGACUCCUGGGUAGAGUUUCCCCAAAGGCCUUGUAGUCCUAAGAUUAUUUCUAGUCCUGUUGUAGGCCUGUAGAAUUCAGGCUUCUGAAGGAACCCGUCAGUGUUCUGUAACCAGUAGCUACAACACAGUACGCCUUCUAGGUUUUUUACAUUCCUUUAGUGCUUGUUCCCUAUUCUAUGUGCUGAGCAAGAUGUAGAUAUUUACUGGGUGGAUAAUUAAAAAGCACUAGGGGUGAUGUUUGUGGCUUUUGUUUUGUUUUCCUUUUUUAUUUAGAUUUAUUUUUGCGUCAUGCCAGACCAACACUAAUGAUCAUCAAUGAUGUGUUGAAAUGUAAAAACAAGUUGCCUUCCGGAAGGGUUCUAGAAUGUUCAGAGAAUUCCUCUUUCCAGAAUCUGUCGCAAUGUAGAAUGUGUACUUUGGAAUUGUUGGGGUAAACAGGGAUUGAGGCAGACAAGGGGUUAAAAUUGGCACGUUUGUUUCAAUCUAUGGGGGGGAAAUCUGACUGGGGGCAAAAAUCUGAUUUAGAUUCUAGUUAUUUAGAUAAAGUACAGAAAUACAAAUAAAAAGCACAUUUAACUAUAUAAUACAAGAGAAUAUUUGUUAAUUUGUAUGGUUUUAUGUAUUCCUUUUUUAUAUUUUAUUUUGGGUUUAAUUGUUUGGGGUAUUUUGGAUGAACGCAUAUGCAAUCAGUUUUAUUUUUUGAUUGAGAACAUUUACAGUUUAUAUAUUUUAAUUAAACACAAAACUAGCAAAAACAAAACUCAUUCUGUCAUGCUAUGUUGGCGAUUUGUUAUUGGAACACUAAUUGAAAAGCUGAUUCAGGAGUAAUCAGCUUUAUCUACUUGCCUUGGCUCUUAAAAUUGCACAAAGUUAUCAUAAAUUAAAUGUGUAACUAGCAAUACUGUUUUUAAUAAACAAAAAAUGAUUUUUUUCCCCA
Molecule: messenger RNA, 5554 nt
Organism: Osmerus eperlanus (European smelt)
Lineage: Eukaryota; Metazoa; Chordata; Actinopteri; Osmeriformes; Osmeridae
Gene: ctnnd1
Product: catenin (cadherin-associated protein), delta 1
Exons: 22
Coding region: 359-3163 (934 amino acids)
Biological process (GO): cell-cell adhesion; cell-cell junction assembly
Cellular component (GO): plasma membrane; nucleus; cytoplasm
Molecular function (GO): cadherin binding
Source: RefSeq, a predicted model, not a curated record